AUGAAGCCCACAGUGGUGGACGACGAUUUUGAAGAGGCCGAGGAAGAGAACAAAGUCAUCAACGAGGUCCUUCUUACUUUCAGGAAAAAGAACGCACCAUAUCUGUAUGACUUACUCAUAACGCACGCGCUCGACUGGCCCAGUCUCACCUGUCAAUGGUUCCCGGACAAAGAAGAUCACCCGAACAAACCAUACACGACCCACCGUCUCCUUCUUGGCACUCAUACUUCUCAACAAGCACCUGACUAUCUCCAAAUAGCCACAGUUCAGAUCCCCAAGCGCGAAGGGCCUGGUUCUGAUACAAUCGACCGUUCCAACUAUGAUGACGAGCGAGGCGAACUUGGCGGCCACACUAUCGCGCCUACCCCGCGUAUCGAAGUCAUUCAGAGAAUCAACCACCAAGGGGAGGUGAAUAGGGCGAGAUAUAUGCCACAGAAGCCGGAUUUGAUUGCCACGAAGGCGGUGUCGGGCGAGGUGCUUGUGUUUGACAGGACGAGACAUCCCAGCGACCCAGAGAGGAAUGGGGUGUGUAAACCCGACAUUAGGUUGCUGGGCCAGACCAAGGAAGGUUUCGGUCUCGCUUGGAAUCCCACGAAGGAAGGACAUAUCUUGGGCGCUUCCGAGGAUAAGACGGUCUGUUACUGGGAUGUAAAUGCCUACACUAAGGCAAAAUCAUCCAUCGAACCUCUGACUGUCUUUAAUGACCAUUCUGCCGUUGUCGGGGACGUUGACUGGCAUCCGUCAGACGGGAACGUUUUCGCCAGUGUCAGUGACGACAAAACACUGAAAAUCUGGGACACUCGACAAAAGGGAGCGGUAAAAUCUCACAAAGCCCACGAUCAAGAAGUCAUGGCCGUCGCAUUCUGUCCUGCAAAUGGAAACCUCAUCAUCACUGGUAGCGCAGACAAGACAAUCGCUCUCUUCGACAUCAGGACACUGGACAAGAAGCACACUUUCGAGUGGCACACUAGCGAAGUCCUUCAACUGACAUGGUCGCCACAUAACCCCACAGUCUUCGCUUCUGCCUCCAGUGACCGCCGCAUCAAUGUUUGGGAUUUGAACAAGAUCGGGGAAGAACAAACACCAGACGACCAGGAAGACGGUCCUCCUGAACUCAUCUUCGUUCACGGCGGUCACACAUCGCGUCCCACUGACCUCUGCUGGGCUCCGGGGACGGGAGAGAACUGGACCAUGACGACCACGUCUGAGGAUAACAUUGUCAUGGUCUGGCAACCCACAAUGCGGAUAUGGGCUGGUGAAGAUGUCGUCAUCGAUGAGAAGGAGUUGGAGGAUGUCGCAAUGGAAGGGGUGGAGAGCACGAGUGCGACGAAGGCCGGCCCUUCAAGAGCUCGUAGCAGUGGAACGCAGAGCAUGAGCAUGAGCACGAGUGUGAGCAUUGCAGGAGGGGAUAUGGAGGACAGUUGAUCCCUAUGUAUCCGUAUCUUGCUAUCCAUUCGGCUUGAUGUAAAUGUGAUGAGGAAGCUUGCAGGUGUGUGUAUGUUCACUCUGGGUAAAAGUAGUGAGGACAAGUGAAGAAUAUAAAUAGCACCAUGAAGAUCCAAAGGGGUAAGAUAUACAGCAGCGGACGCCCCUGUUGCGGGUGUGGAAAGCCGUUCAAUGCAGUGGACGAUAUGCAGUCAAAACAAACAUGGUAUGUAUAUGUCAUUCAGAGGAAAAUGACUCUGAUGAGCUCGAACACAACUCCACCAACGACAACGAAGACGACCAGGCCAAGCGCCCACAACCCGACUGGCGACUGCUUUUCCAGCUUCUCUUUUCGUGACAUGUUCACUGGGUUCUUGCCAGCACGAGCUUUUGAGCUGAACUGUGCGUUCUUUUGGCGGAUCUCGCGAGAGUCAGACAUGAUGGGUUUCGAGUAAUAGUAAGGAGUGACGGGGUCUCUGAGUGAGAAGUAU
Messenger RNA from Stereum hirsutum FP-91666 SS1, 1916 nucleotides. Its product is annotated as histone acetyltransferase type B subunit 2. The transcript is spliced from 11 exons. Lineage: Eukaryota; Fungi; Basidiomycota; Agaricomycetes; Russulales; Stereaceae. The record is from RefSeq and is a predicted model, not a curated record. Gene Ontology annotation, cellular component: Rpd3L-Expanded complex; Rpd3L complex; nucleus. The coding region runs from base 1 to 1425 and encodes 474 amino acids. Gene Ontology annotation, molecular function: histone binding. Gene Ontology annotation, biological process: regulation of gene expression.